This is a messenger RNA of Bipolaris maydis ATCC 48331, 1166 nucleotides long. The record is from RefSeq and is a predicted model, not a curated record. NCBI's taxonomy places the organism in Eukaryota, Fungi, Ascomycota, Dothideomycetes, Pleosporales, Pleosporaceae.
AAAAAAAACAUCCAAUCAUGGCUCCCACAACACACUCUGCGUUUCUGGACAUGCUUCCACCCGAACUCCGCAUAAACAUCUACUCGCACCUGCUCGUCGCCUCGACACCUCUCAAAGGCCAACUCGCGCGACAGGACAAAACAUACGACCUGCACACAGCCAUUCUACGAACAAACCGACAAAUCCACCACGAAGCACGAUCCGUCUUCUUUGGCAAAAACACUUUUUACAUCACAUCGAUUCCACCAUCUCAGGCCGGCGGAGAGCACGAUGACGACUACGACGAGGAACAAGGGUCCGGCGCCUUUGAGCCGCCACUGCAACUCCGCGAUCUCCCACUGGUCCGGCACCUGGAGAUAGAUUUGCUCUACUACCCACGCAGCAUGCAGACGAUUCGCGACCGGCGGACGGGCAUUUGGAAACCCGUGUGCGUCGGUGCGCAGCGCUACAGCACAAGCUUAUCUUAUCUCCUUUCCGCCGUCGAAACGCGCCUGUUGAGCCUCAAGCUGUGCGCCGACACGCGACGCUAUCUCGACGAGACGGUUGUUGUUGUUGCCAGCGUUAGCAAUGAUAGCAGCAGCAGCAGUAACAACGACGACAGGCUAGAGGCCCAGCGAAUACUAACAGGCUUCUACAUGGCCGAUACCAAUCCACUAUUCCGAAAGGCGCUAGCCCGCCUGCACGUCGCUGACAUGGCUCUUCAUUUCGACUUUCCGGAAAGUUACUUUGACUUUGUUGUCCUGAAAAAGGUCUUGUGUCGCCAGAACUUGGUCGAGCUAGCCGGCCAGGUGCUCGAUGUCAGGUCAGACAUCCGCUUCAAGGCCGCUGCUAAGCAGGACGCCGGCGCCGACGACGCAUACGACAUUCCCGACCAGGGCGCUGUUACCUUGAUACCCGCUUUUGCCUUCUCUUCUCCUUCUUCUUCUUCUUCCGUCUGAUACCAUGGCUUCUGUCCCUUCAUCUCCGCUUUCUCGAGGAAUAUGUCCGUGUCAUGCUUGUUUACCUUUUUUUUCUGGCGGAAGGUCCUUUUAUUUUUAUUUUUAGGUCUAAAACAUGGUUUAGCGAAGCUCGCAUCGAGGCGCGUCUAUCUGCAUACAGGUGUAUUCUUGGGAGGGAUAUCCAAUUAGGAGUUAUUGUUUAUUUUAUCAUAACUAUAUGGUUUUUUU